AUGGAUCGCGACAACGAUCCACAUGCGACGGCCUCCGAUAUCAUCACGUAUAUCGGUGUGCCCCUCGCCGUGCUCGGCGUGCUCCCCAUCCUCUACAACACCAUCGUCACGCUCGCCGCCCUUUCCAAGAUCAAGCGCAUGCUGAGGCACAGUCAGCUCAAGGCCCUCACGCGCAGCGACGUGGUGAACCGGGUCAUCGAGGUCGAGCUGCCCCGCUACGCCGUCACGCCCCUCGACCGCCUGGAGCAGCGCGACGAGUACUGGUCGCUCAGCAGGCACCCGAGCAGCAUCCCCGGCGGCUCCUGGACGACGUUCAACUGGCGGACCAACGCCAUCGGCAACAAGACGCAGCGCGUCGAGUACGCGGACCAGCUGCGCCAGCCCCAGGUCGAGGUGGAGUUUCAGGAGCUGAUCUCGUAUCUGCUCGACUUGGGCGCCGUGCCCGAGCCCUACGGCUGGAGGCUGCUCAAGACGACGGGGCUGUGGACGCCGGUCGGGUGCGCGCUCAUGAUGUCCCCGGAUGGAAGCCACAAGGCGCUCACGGUGGCCCCGCUGGACGAUUCGGAUGGAAAUCUUUCUCUGGCCGUCAAUUGGUCUAGCCAUUGGAUCACGCGAAGCCACUCGUCCCUCCCUCCUUACUGGGUUAGUAUCCCGGCGCCUCAGGCGGCCGCCUCAGAAAAGGCGGAAAAGCCGUCCUCGUCCGGCUCCAUGCCCGAGCCGGACCCGCCGGCGUCGUCCGCCAAGUCGGUCGACAGCGACAGCAAAUCCGUCCACAAGUCGCUUAGCGACUCCGUACAAGAAGAAGCCAACCAAAAUGCCUAUCGAUCUCUCUCCUGCCACGUCUCUAUUCACGGCCUCGUCACCGCCCUACCCACAGACGAGUCGGGCCAAACGGUACCGGACAAUCUCUACAUUGACCACCUCCGCAUCUCCAAAAUCUCCACCAACGGGAUCUGGUUCGCCAGCGCCGUCACCGCCUUUGGCACCUCGGGUCAAACCAUUCUCUGGAACUACAAGAUCCCGGACAAUAUCCUCGCGUUUUCGCGCAAAGACAGCGUUCCGUGCGGCGUGCUCGAGAUGCUCGAGAUUGUCACCGACAACGAGACCCCGGAGUGGGCGACAAAGUAUGAUGACAUGUCACAGCGCCUCGAUAUGCAAAUGAGAAAGGCGGCGGAGCGCACGCGGGAACUCGCCAAGGAACACGCCAUGUCUCCGGCCGACAGGGCCAAAGCUAUGAGCGAGAGAGUGAGAAGGGAGGGUAUGGAGCAGCUGAACGAUAUGCGCGACCGCUUGCGGCAGGACAAGGAGCGCCAGGAGAAACGAAUCGGCGAGGCCUUCCAGUCACCCAAGUGGCACGCGACACGCGUGGCCGAACACACUCUCCGCUGGCUCAAGAACAAAUCCCACGUUAGCGAAUUCCUCAGCGUCAAGGAAGCCGCGGGGACGGUUCUGCAUCGCAUGAUCCUCGACGGGCAGUUUGCCAACGCCGUCUGCCGGUUGCUCGACAGCUGGAACGCGUGGACGGAGAACGCCGGCAUGCGUAAAUCCGACCUCGAAAUGCUCAAGGAAGAGCAGGUUGUGUUCUCAUGCGCGAGUUUGCUGGUCUCUGUGAUCAGGGAUACGGGGAAGACGGAUAUGCAGGUUUCGGUAGCGCUGGACUUGCAAGAGUGCCUCAUGCUGUGGAAAAAGGUCCGGUUAGGUUGA
Messenger RNA from Parascedosporium putredinis, 1704 nucleotides. Lineage: Eukaryota; Fungi; Ascomycota; Sordariomycetes; Microascales; Microascaceae. The record is from the annotation of a GenBank genome assembly.